AUUGCGCAUGACUGAAUGGCGGAAUAUGAAGUAGAAGCCUCCUGUUUUUCUCCGAGCUCGAGUCCAACCCCCCCCCCCGAAUCAACCUCUGAAAAACAAAAACGCGGAGCCAUUAAAUCAACAAAAAAAAAUUGGGGCAGGGUGGAGUGAUGGCCGUGUUGGGCCCAGCGUCUGGUGUCCAGAGAUGAUAGAGGUGACCUCAGAGUCACCUUUAACCCCUGACCCCCACCACAACCCCUGAGAGCGAGCUGAAACUGAUCACACACACAGGCUGCAGUGGGGUCCUCUUCCAAAUGACUCCCUCAGGCCUGAAGACUGUUUCACUGCAGCCACAGGCCUGAAGACUGUUUCACUGCAGCCACAGGCCUGAAGACUGUUUCACUGCAGCCACAGGCCUGAAUACUGUUUCAUUGCAGCCACAGGCCUGAAGACUGUUUCACUGCAGCCACAGGCCUGAACAACAGCCAAUCAUGACAUCAAGCAUAGGGGAUGAUUCUAGCAUCUUCGACGGGUCGAUGGAUGAAGAUGAGAAGGACAAAGCAAAACGCGUGUCGCGUAACAAGUCGGAGAAGAAGAGACGAGACCAGUUCAAUGUCCUCAUCAAGGAGCUGGGCACCAUGUUGCCUGGCAUCACACGCAAGAUGGACAAGUCCACCAUCCUGCAGAAGAGCAUCGACUUCCUGUGUAAACACAACGAGAUCUCUGCUCAGUCUGAGUCCAGUGAGAUCAGACAGGACUGGAAACCUCCGUUCCUUAGCAACGAGGAGUUCACCCAGCUCAUGCUGGAGGCUCUGGAUGGAUUCUUCAUAGCGAUAAUGACAGACGGGAACAUCAUCUACGUCUCUGAGAGCGUCACCUCCUUACUGGAACACCUGCCGUCGGACCUGCAGGACCAGAACCUGUUAAACUUCCUCCCCCUGAAUGAACACUCGGAGGUGUACAAGGUUCUCUCCAAACACCCGUCCGACCCCGAGAGCCUCGGACCAGAGUACCUCAAGACCAAGAACCAGCUGGAGUUUUGUUGCCACGUGCUGAGAGGAACCAUCGACCCUAAAGAACCUGCCGUCUACGAACACGUCAAAUUCACAGGCAACUUCAAGUCGCUGAACGACGUCCCCAACACCACCAGGAAUGGUUUAGCAGGAGUGUUACAGAGAUCCCUACAACCUGCCUUUGAUGACCUGGUCUGCUUCGUAGCCACCGUCAGGCUGGCUAAACCACAGUUCAUCAAGGAGAUGUGUACAGUGGUGGAGCCCAAUGAAGAGUUCACCUCCCGACACAGUCUGGAGUGGAAGUUCCUAUUCCUAGACCACAGGGCUCCACCAAUCAUAGGCUACCUUCCAUUUGAGGUUCUGGGAACGUCGGGUUACGACUACUAUCAUGUAGACGACCUGGGGACACUGGCCAAGUGUCACGAACACUUGAUGCAGUAUGGUAAAGGGAAGUCGUGUUACUACAGGUUCCUGACCAAAGGUCAACAGUGGAUCUGGCUCCAGACUCGUCACUACAUCACCUAUCACCAGUGGAACUCCAGGCCUGAGUUCAUCGUCUGCACGCACACCGUCGUCAGCUACGCGGAGGUGAGGGCAGAGCAGCGUAGAGAGCUGGGUAUCAUUGAAGAGCCCCCCCCUGAGGUAACUGUGGACAAGCAGAGUCAAGACAGUGGAUCUGAGUCUCAGCUCAACACAGUUUCCAGCCUAAAAGAGGCCCUGGAACGCUUUGACCGUAGUCACACCCCCUCCUCCACCUCUCUGUCCUCACACAAGACCUCCUCACAGCUCUCAGACAACACCUGUACCUCAACAGCCUCCAAGCUCCACAUGGACAUGGCCACGCCCCCUCGUCAGUCACAUGUUGCCUCCACCAUCGAGAUGACAUCACAGAGACGCUCCUCCAUCAGCAGCCAGUCUACGAGUUCUCAGACCACGGGACACAGUGUGGCUCCCGUCCAUCCUGUGAUACAACAACACCAACAACAAGAGCCGGUGCUAGAGUUCUCAGCCCAGGUGAAUGCUAUGCAGCACCUAAAGGACCAGCUGGAGCAGAGGACCAGGAUGAUUCAGGCCAACAUCCAGAGACAGCAGGAUGAACUCCGAGCCAUACAGGACCAACUACACAGAGUACAGCCCCCAGCCAUACAGGACCAACUACACAGAGUACAGCCCCCAGCCAUACAGGACCAACUACACAGAGUACAGCCCCCAGCCAUACAGGACCAACUACACAGAGUACAGCCCCCAGCCAUACAGGACCAACUACACAGAGUACAGCCCCCAGCCAUACAGGACCAACUACACAGAGUACAGCCCCCAGCCAUACAGAUGUUCGUGCAGCAGCCUGGCGGAGCUUUGAAUGUCCAGCUGCCUCAGGUGGGGGUGGUGCCACAGGGAGCAGUUUUGACCAAUCAGGUGCAGCAGACUGUCCUAAACCCCGCCCACACAGGAAGUCAGCUCACCAUUCAGCAGCAGCAGUCACCUCCUCCUCAACAGAACCUUCAACUACAGCAAAACAACUCUCUCGCUCAGGUAUUCAGCCAAGCAGUGGUCCAGCAGCAGCGUCAACAACAACAACAACAGCAGCAGCAACCUGUCUAUAACAUGAUCAUGUCUCAGCCUGGCCAGCCCAACCUACUACAGAUCAGUACCAGUCUACCACAGAACAACACACAACAGGCUGUAGCCACCUUCACACAAGACAACACUCAGAUACAGUUUCCGGCGGGCCAGCAGCUGGUGACUAAGUUAGUGACAGCUCCCAUGGCAUGUGGAGCGGUCAUGGUCCCGACCUCUGUGUUCAUGGGACAACCGGUCAUCGCUUACAACCCCUUCGGAGGGCAGCAGGGCGGUCAGACUCUGACCCUCCAGGCAGCCCAGCCCCAACAGAACCAGCCUGACAGCCAGACACAGACGACUGUAGUGGCACAGAGUAACCAACAGGGGGCUGUAGUGGCACAGAGUAACCAACAGGGGGCGCAGCAUCAGUUCGUACAGGGCACCCGUCUUCUCCACGGCAACCAGCAGCUGAUCCUCCAGGCAGCAUUCCCCAUGCAACAACAGCAACAGGCCUUCACCCAGGUAACACAACAACAACAACAGUCUCACAACCAGAGGCAUCAGCUGCAGCUGAAACCACAGCCGCAGAAACAACCCAAAGGCCCGCCUUCGCACCGGACUGACAGCUCCAGCAGCCAAGCACAGUAGGCCAGGCAUCCAAUCAGACUCUAUGACCUGAAGGCUGAACCAAUCAGAGGUGUGGAGGGGUGUCCUGGAUUGUGUUGUGUGUUUUUCUAAUGGAACUACAGUGUUGGAGUCACCCAACCCCCCCCUUCCUAUCGCCCCUACCAAUAUAGCUGCUGUGUUGACCCCCCUCUAUCUUCCGCCAUAACAAACUGAAUUAUGGGUAACGGUGAGGGUGGCCAGCCCUUCGUCCUAGAAAGCUACUAACUGUGCAGGGUUUGGCUCCGGCUCUGCUCUAACACACCUAUUCAGUUGCUCACCAGGACCUUGAUGCUCACCUAGACUGAAUCAGGUGUGUUGGUUAGCGCAGGGCCGGAACUAAAGCCUGCAGUCAGGAGAUCUUCAGGAGGAGGUUUGGCCCCACCUGGAUUUCACCUUCCUUAAGGAACUCCUCAUCACCGCGGUGACAAUAGUACGGACCGGAACCAUCGGAACCCUGUGUCCCGUAGCAACCAGGAGGAGAGUUGUUUGUUCGUGCGUUGGAGGAGAGACAAACUCGGUGUCCGUGGAAACCCAGUAGAACUCUGCGUUGCCACGGCAACGAGAGACUCCAAAAGGAACGUUGUGGUGAUGGACUGACUCUAUGGGUCUGUACAGUACAGACGUGUGUAACAUUAAACUAAAUGUAAAUAUCCAUUAUAGCUGCAAAGAAAAAAACCGGAAAUGACUAUUUUAUAUGAUUGCAUGGGUAAAUAACUGUACGUUUUUAUGAGUAACUUUUGACAAAAUGACUUUAUUCAGUGUUUUCCUGGUCAGUUCCUGGUCAGUUCCUGGUCAGAUAUGAGGUGACAGACGUUCAGCUAGGAUGAAGAGCCGCCUCUCUCUUCCACCUAAAGGUCUUUCGGCUCUGUUCCAACACUUUAGAAAAUGCAUCCAUCCUUCCAUCUUUCCUCCCUUCCUGCCUUGAGGUCAUCAAAGUCAUUCAGUUAAAGGGUGUAUUUCAUUUGUGUUGGAACAUGGCCCCCGGAGGGAGAGAUGUUGUGUCACCGUUGGUUUGAUGGACGGGCUUGGGUUCUAGUGGGAUGCUGGGAAAUGUAGUUUUUAAACUCAACAUUUUAUUUUUUAAACUCAACAUUUUGAAACGUUUUAUCAGAACAACAACCACGUCUGAUCCAAUCCAAUCAUGACGACCAAACAGACCUACGGAUAAAUAUAAUCUAAACCAGACCAGGGAGUCGGCGAUAUUACUCAGCCUGGUCCCAGAUCACUUCGGUCUUGUGUUGGCUCAGUUGGUAGAGCAAGGCACUUGCAACCCCAAAGGUCGUGGGUUUGAUUCCAGCUCGGGCCAUCCGUACGUCAAAUCUAUGCACGUAUGACUGACUCUAAGUUGCUUUGGGAAAAAUACAUCUAGUAAAUGUUCUAUAUGAAUGGUGCCGUCUUAACAACACACAGGUCUGGGAUCAUCUGUAACGGGUUUAGUUAUUCCAAGUGCCAAUAGUCACAACACACAGGGUCAGUUGAUAUAUAUAUUUUAGCAGACUAUUCAAAGAGGUAUAUAUAUAUAUAUAUAUUUCCAGAAGUAUAUGACCCUUCUAUCAGAGUACUGCAUGUAUAUAGAAUGGAUUAUUUUUUAAUGAAGACAGAAACAGAGUCUUAUUAUACAUAGACAGUAUAUAUUUAACCUCCCCCAUGAUAUUAUAGCACUUAAUGAGGUCUAACACAGUAAAUUACAGACCUACAGACAGUAUAUAUUUAACCUCCCCCAUGAUAUUAUAGCACUUAAUGAGGUCUUAGACAGUAAAUUACAGACAGUAUAUCUCCCCAUGAUAUUAUAGCACUUAAUGAGGUCUAACACAGUAAAUUACAGACAGUAUAUCUCCCCAUGAUAUUAUAGCACUUAAUGAGGUCUAACACAGUAAAUUACAGACAGUAUAUCUCCCCAUGAUAUUAUAGCACUUAAUGAGGUCUAACACAGUAAAUUACAGACCUACAGACAGUAUAUCUCCCCAUGAUAUUAUAGCACUUAAUGAGGUCUAACACAGUAAAUUACAGACCUACAGACAGUAUAUAUUUAACCUCCCCCAUGAUAUUAUAGCACUUAAUGAGGUCUUAGACAGUAAAUUACAGACAGUAUAUCUCCCCAUGAUAUUAUAGCACUUAAUGAGGUCUUAGACAGUAAAUUACAGACAGUAUAUCUCCCCAUGAUAUUAUAGCACUUAAUGAGGUCUAACACAGUAAAUUACAGACCUACAGACAGUAUAUCUCCCCAUGAUAUUAUAGCACUUAAUGCGGUCUAACACAGUAAAUUACAGACCUACAGACAGUAUAUCUCCCUAUGAUAUUAUAGCACUUAAUGAGGUCUUAGACAGUAAAUUACAGACAGUAUAUCAUAGCACUUAAUGCGGUCUAACACAGUAAAUUACAGACCUACAGACAGUAUAUCUCCCUAUGAUAUUAUAGCACUUAAUGAGGUCUUAGACAGUAAAUUACAGACAGUAUAUCUCCCCAUGAUAUUAUAGCACUUAAUGAGGUCUUAGACAGUAAAUUACAGACAGUAUAUCUCCCCAUGAUAUUAUAGCACUUAAUGAGGUCUAACACAGUAAAUUACAGACCUACAGACAGUAUAUCUCCCCAUGAUAUUAUAGCACUUAAUGCGGUCUAACACAGUAAAUUACAGACCUACAGACAGUAUAUCUACCUAGCUGUGUUGAAUCUGGAUGUGUGUGGAAAUCUGUGUGUAUGUUUGUGUGUGUGAGAGAGAGUAUGUGAGUCUGUGUUCUUGUCCAUGCGUUUACCUCUAGACAUUGUGUGCGUGUGUGUUUACAUUGUGUGUGUGUGUGUGUUUACAUUGUGUGUGUUUCCCCCUGUGUCUUAUACUAACUCCCUUAUUCAAGGAUCCACAAUUUGCUGAAUGGUCUCUGCUCAGGAAUAAAACUGUUGUGUCCAAAA
This is a messenger RNA of Oncorhynchus mykiss (rainbow trout), 6125 nucleotides long. The record is from RefSeq and is a predicted model, not a curated record. Lineage: Eukaryota; Metazoa; Chordata; Actinopteri; Salmoniformes; Salmonidae.